AUCAUACUAUCGGAAAUUGACGAAGACGACCGACCGACCCCCCGACGACCGACGCUCAACGACCCCACGACAAAUCCACGAACCUUCGAUCGGCGAGAGCACCCGCAGUAAACAAUGGCCGACACUAGACUUACUUACAGGCGGAGGAACCCGUACAACACCCGGUCCAACAAGGUCCGCGUUGUCAAGACCCCCGGUGGAAAGCUUCGGUACCUCCACAUCAAGAAGAAGGGUAGCCCGGUGAAGUGCGGUGACUGUGGCAUCAAGCUUCCUGGUAUCCCCGCCCUCCGCCCCCGCGAGUACGCCCAGAUCUCGAAGCCCAACAAGACCGUCCAGCGUGCCUACGGUGGAUCCCGCUGCGCCAACUGUGUCAAGGACCGCGUUGUUCGCGCGUUCUUGAUCGAGGAGCAAAAGAUCGUCAAGAAGGUCCUCAAGGACUCCGCCAAGAAGCGUUAAACGCUUUCUUUACUUCCUUCUUGUGCGUUUUUUUGUCAACAUAACUGGGAAUAAAAGCGGGUUUUCUUGUUCUUGUGGUGUUGGCCGGGCUGGGAAUUGUACAAUCGCGCAGGUCGACGGACACGGGUACCGGAAUACGAAGCGAAUCUUCAGUCAAUCUCGUACACGGCAAUGGCGUUGUGCUAUAGGGUGGUUUAAUGUCUAGACGAUGGUGACGAAGAUACUCGGUGUUGUCUGCAUAUGCGUCGUUGCCUUCCAAAUCUUUGUGCGUCUAAGGGUGUGAACGCGUUCCGAUUAUGUCCGCGAGGGAUGACAAAAUCUUUGGCCAUAAGAAUUGCACGUUACGUCUGCCUUGUAUUCUCAGCAGAUUUGAGGACUGAACGCCAAAUUCGACUGCCAUAAUCACCUUGCGCAAAGCUACUUUUCAUGUGUAACUUGUUUUCUCUAGCUGUCCCCUGCGCAUCCUCCACCAACGCGCAACCACAACUCAUCCA
This is a messenger RNA of Tricharina praecox, 950 nucleotides long. RefSeq names its product ribosomal protein L34Ae. The record is from RefSeq and is a predicted model, not a curated record. Gene Ontology annotation, biological process: translation. Gene Ontology annotation, molecular function: structural constituent of ribosome. The coding region runs from base 115 to 456 and encodes 113 amino acids. Lineage: Eukaryota; Fungi; Ascomycota; Pezizomycetes; Pezizales; Pyronemataceae. The transcript has 5 exons. Gene Ontology annotation, cellular component: ribosome.